AGAUCAGUCCUUUCCGCUGAGGCACAUUUUACAUUUGCCAUGAUGUGUCCCAACUGCUAGCAAAUGUGUCACCUCAAGCACAUCCUGUGACAGAGGGCUCCCCAAGCCCAACCAAUUGAAACUAACAAAUUAAAUUAAUUAAUAAUCCUACAAUUGAAAGCUGCCCAGAAAGACUGCCUUUCCCUUCCCCAAAUGUCAUCCCGGGAAUAUAAACAAAGCAUGAAAAAUAGUCUCUUCGGCUUCCCCAGCCAGUAAUCACGGUCUUCUCCCCAAAACAAGGUUCCUCCAAAAAGAGAAAUAUUCUGACCGCCCUCCAAAGAAACUCUCAUCUGUAUAUGUCACAUCAGGAUAACCAGUUACAGUAUCUGAAAAGAGGUUUACACUGCCCACAGAUUUGACACUCUGUUUAUAAUUGAUAGCAAAACAGUUGCGACAGCAAUGCUGUAAACUCUGCCCAUGCCAAACUCCACAUUUAACACGUUAGUGCCUUGAAAAUAAAAGUAACGCCUGACGAGCCCACAAGAGUAAAGCCCGGGGAAGUAAUUAACAGAUUUACAGCAAUUAUUUGAUAAUUUCUUUUAAUUAUCCAUUUGUCUGCUAUUUAAAAAAAUUUUUUUUAAAGACUAUCCACAAAUUCCUGAGAAACUUUUUUUUUUUAAUGAACUUACUUUUGAGACAAAACUAAUGAAAAUAUGCAACUUGCCAUCCCUCGAUCUUUCCCAUUUGGGCUGCAGGCUAUAAAUCAAUCUGAAACCAGGUGGAGAUAGGGGGGCGGGCACCUUAAAAAGCAAAGGGUGCCCCCAAAUGCAGCAGCCUGAACAGCGAGGGCUUCUCGUGACAAUGCUGAGCCAGGGCAGAAGAUCAGGAGGCAGGAAACGAGCCCCAUUUUCGUUACCUUCGAUCGCCGGCCCCCCCGCUGCUUCUCGCGGCCGCAUCGGGGGCUGCGGCGGCGCUGCACUCGCGGUGGCCCCGCCGCCGGGUCGCGCCGUCCCCCGGCCGAGCUGCCUCCGCUCGCGGCCGGAACCCCGGCUCCAGCCCCGCGCCCGCCCGGGGUCGGCGGCGCGGCUCCCACCCGGGCCCGGGCCCUGCUGGGUCCUAGCGCGCGCCGCCGCCGCCCGCGGCCGGGCUGCAGCCCGCACGUACGGCGGGCAGCUCGCGAGCACGGUGACUGCCCGGGAAAACCGAAAAAGCCGUCAGCCUCUUUCCAAACUGGACGCUGGAGGUGCAGAGGAACUGGAGCUUAAUGUCAAAUCCUGGCAGAAGAUGUCGAAAGAAAAACACUGGCUCCCACUGAACUCACGGAAGGCGGAUGUUCGUAUCUGCAGCCCCAGGGUAACGCGGCGGGCAGUAACUGGUUCCCGUAGCUUCGCCCCGUGCGCUUGUGAUAUUGUACGUUCACAGACGCUCCUAAGGAAGAGGCUAAGCUUGGCAGCAUCUUUGGAAGAUGUGGAUGACUUUCCUGGGGAACUACUUGGAAAGAUUAAUGCAAAACUCACUGGAUGAAGGGGCUGGCCCUGUGGCCGAGUGGUUAAGAUCACGCGCUCUGCUUCAGCGGCCCGGAGUUCACUGGUUCAGAUCCUGAGUGCAGACCUG
Molecule: messenger RNA, 1593 nt
Organism: Equus caballus (horse)
Lineage: Eukaryota; Metazoa; Chordata; Mammalia; Perissodactyla; Equidae
Source: RefSeq, a predicted model, not a curated record